This is a messenger RNA of Symbiodinium sp. CCMP2592, 351 nucleotides long. NCBI's taxonomy places the organism in Eukaryota, Dinophyceae, Suessiales, Symbiodiniaceae. The record is from the annotation of a GenBank genome assembly.
AUGGCCUCCCGUGCGGAUCGAUCUCGCUCUCCAGCACGUCGAGAGAUGCAGGCUAGUGCAGAAGGCUCCCGCCCUACUGGACCAUCCGGUCCGCCGGCACCCACGCCGGCUGGUGUCAUGGGGGACAGAUUGGCGGAUCGGCCGACAGGGGGAGACGAGCAUCCCGCAUUUACCACUAGUGGUGUGGCUGGAGUUGCACCGAACACGCCGGCCGCCUUAUUCCUGGCAGCACCGCCACAUGAGACAGCACCUAUGCUCAGCAUCACGCUGCCUCACAAUCUGCAGUUCCGAGUUGAGGUCAUUAUCAGGACGGCACCCAACGAACGUCAACCUGCGGACCGAACUGGCUAG